AUGAACACCAUGGUCCGGCUUUUGAGACAGGAUACGUUCAGUUCUUAUGGUCAGCUUUUUUUAUCCAUCUCGUCUCUCACUCUCAGUAGCUCUUCGGUCUGCAUUUCUUUGUUCAUCUCUCUCUCUCUCUCUCAGGAGCAUCUUUUCGGUACCCUUUGCCUUUCACUCGUGUUCUUGUAAAAGAACACAAGGGCGGGAAGAAAGGUGCCAAGCUGAGCGGGUUGGCCUCAUGAGUCACUCAUCAAGCACCUCCCUCUAAAGUUCCCUGCGCAUCGGCGUCAGCCGCUUUGUCCGCUCUACUACUGUGGAUUUUGGCUUGAUGCGCAUGUAUAAGCCAGCGUUUGUGGGUUUCCACUUCCGGGAUCAAGACACACUGAGCGUCGUUUUACAAGUCGAG
This is a messenger RNA of Amoebophrya sp. A25, 397 nucleotides long. The record is from the annotation of a GenBank genome assembly. NCBI's taxonomy places the organism in Eukaryota, Dinophyceae, Syndiniales, Amoebophryaceae.